Enhydra lutris kenyoni (northern sea otter) is the source of this 1661-nucleotide messenger RNA. RefSeq lists its product as uncharacterized. The coding region runs from base 1 to 675 and encodes 224 amino acids. The record is from RefSeq and is a predicted model, not a curated record. NCBI's taxonomy places the organism in Eukaryota, Metazoa, Chordata, Mammalia, Carnivora, Mustelidae. The transcript is spliced from 5 exons.
AUGAAUCAGAAGACAAAUAAAACAAGAGCUGUUCUUCACCACGCAAAAGCCAAGCGGAGAUUUACCUCAGCAGUGCAUGCACGAGGAGCAGGGUUAGCCCGGGACAGCUGGUCAAACCCCGAGAAACCGAUCCGCCGGAGCCCGAGCACAUCUCCCCCGCUGGCCGGGCUCGCGCAGACGCCCGCGGGCGGAGGGCGGGCUGUCGACGGCGGCGGGCGGGCGCGUGUGCGCGUGUCUGCGCUCUGGGCCGCUCGGCGCGCUCGGCAAUCGAUUACAGGACAAGUGCUGCCCGGCGGCUCCGCGACGCGCGCACUCCCUCGCGCCCACCCGCGCGCCCGGCUGCGUCGUCCCCUGCCCUGCGGCCCCCCAGACGGCGGACCCCGCCCCAAAGGGGGACCAGGGCUUGUGCCGCAUUCACCAAAGUCAAAGGAGCGGGUGAGGGUCCAAAAAGUUGGUCCGGGGGAAGUGUCGCCGUCACUACCAGAUCAUGGUAUGUCCAACUCACCCCAAAGAAGUCAAGGUUAUGUUUACAUACUAAACCAGGGGUUCUAUUUCGUCCUCUGCAGUCGAAUAAUCCUGGCUCUGAGACUCACAAUUGUACAUGUAGAAAGGAACCUUUGUAUAAACUUUAGUAAUUCACUGCGUUCACAGUUUUUCUCUACAGUAUUUUUAUAGUGGUUAGAGGAUGUAUUUAUUUCCAUUCUUUGCUGUAACUACUCCACACACAUUUUAAAAGUACGUAUAUGGUUAUACUAUGAAUAAAAAUGUAUCACUAGGGAAGUGCAGUACCAUAUAAAUAUUCACUUUGGGAGAUUAGCGAGGCGGUGGGAGAAAACAUACCCUCACCCACCGUUUUUCAAAUAGCUGCUUCUUUCUCAUUUCUUUUUGUCCCAUCCUAACCGGAAACUGUGCCUACCCAGUGCCAACCCUUAUCUUAGCUUUUGCACAUUUCUUUCAUUAUACAACUUGUAAAUUUUUUUAUUUGUUGAGAUUGAAAAGAAAAUAUGUCUCCCCCACUAGAAUGUCAUCUUUUUAAGAGCAGAGAUUAUGUCUGUCCUGCUAACAAUUUUUUUCUCAGAACUAGCACAGUGUUUGGCACAUCAAUCCUCAAUAAACUUUUACUAAAUGGAUGAAUGUAGAGCUAAUCACAUAUUCACCUAGCUUUGUGUGUUAAACUGUUUUUAAGGGACAAAAAGUAUAGGAUAACAAAGAUAUAUUCUAAUUCCAUAAAGAUUUUGGUCAAGUCUUGACUCAUAAGUAAUGUUACAAACAUCAUUAACAGGUCAACUCUCUGGCUUAUGUUCAUGUGAAGAAUGUGAAUACGUUCAUAGAUAAUAUAACUUUUAUAAAUAUAAAGAGGAAUAGUGGUUAAAAUUGCAUAUCAAAUAUAAUUUUGUGUAAAAUGCCUUUAUGUUACUGCUCUGUUUCAUAAACAAAUUAUUUCAUGUUAAUGCCUGAUAAUUUAUAAACUAGGUUCACAAAGAAUGCAACAGUUUAUUCUGUAAUCACUAAAUGCAAUUAGCAAAAGAAACUUUUUAAAAGGCAGUGUAGCUAAAAGAUACAUUAUGAAGUAUUUUGUUUUCUUUUGAUGGCAUGUUUCAUCUGUGUUAGAUUUAAAAGCCCUAGUACCCUUUAAAGAAAUUUUAAUAAAAGUGAAUUUG